Messenger RNA from Carassius auratus (goldfish), 3304 nucleotides. Its product is annotated as solute carrier family 41 member 1-like. NCBI's taxonomy places the organism in Eukaryota, Metazoa, Chordata, Actinopteri, Cypriniformes, Cyprinidae. The transcript has 10 exons. Gene Ontology annotation, molecular function: monoatomic cation transmembrane transporter activity. The record is from RefSeq and is a predicted model, not a curated record. Gene Ontology annotation, cellular component: plasma membrane. Gene Ontology annotation, biological process: monoatomic cation transport. Bases 179 to 1516 code for a protein of 445 amino acids.
UAUUAUUUUUCUUCUUCCCAACCUGAUUCUUGUUCGUUUGUCUUUAGUUUCUUAUUUAGUUUCGAGACAUUAAGAAAGUAGCAUUCAAACAUCUUAGAAGGUGUUAAAAGCUUCAAGGAACCCUUGUCAAUCUCAGCCGUGGCUCUCAUCGUUGGGGAAUGGGGUAACGCACAGAGAGAUGGUGGUCACACAGUUAGAGCUGGAGCUCUGUUAUCAGGGGAAGAAGCUCAGAGGUUUCACCUGCAAGCUCACCCGGUCGGCUCAUGGCUUCCUACCGGAGAGCUCUUACAUCAUUGCUGCACAGGUCUUUCUGCCGUUUCUUCUGGGCGGGCUGGGUAUGGUGGCGGCCGGCAUCGUCAUGGAUAUUGUCCAACAUUGGGAUGUGUUUAAAGUGAUCACAGAGGUGUUCAUCCUGGUACCUGCUCUAGUCGGGCUCAAGGGAAACCUGGAGAUGACUCUCGCAUCUCGUCUCUCUACUGCUGCUAACACCGGACAGAUGGACGACCCCAAACAGCAGUGGCUGAUGUUGACCUGUAAUCUUGCUCUCAUUCAGGUUCAGGCCACUGUGGUGGGCUUCCUGGCAGCUCUUGCGGCCGUAGGUCUUGGUGCUUUGUCCAGAGGGGGUGUAGAGCUGGACCAGGCGGCUGUCCUGUGUGCUAGCAGUGUCACCACCGCAUUUGUGGCAGCUCUCUCCUUAGGUCUGGUGAUGAUUGGUGUGAUCAUCGGCUCCAGGAAGGUGGGCAUCAACCCUGAUAACGUGGCCACACCAAUAGCAGCCAGUCUGGGAGAUCUCAUCACUCUUUCUCUAUUGGCUGGAGUCAGCAGCACACUGUUCCAGUACAGAGAUGUGUGGUACUUGUCCCCGUUGGUGUGUGUCUUCUUCUUGCUGCUCAUUCCUCUCUGGGUGCUCAUCGCUAGAAAGAGUCCACAGAUUAAAGAGGUUCUGAAGUCGGGCUGGCAGCCUGUUUUAGUGGCCAUGUCCAUCAGCAGUUUUGGAGGCCUUAUUCUUGAUAAGACUGUGAGCGAUCCGAACUUUGAGGGCAUGGCGGUCUUCACACCAGUCAUAAACGGUGUGGGGGGGAAUCUGGUGGCCAUCCAGGCCAGUCGGAUCUCCACUUACCUUCAUUUGUGGAGCGUACCUGGAGUCCUGCCCUAUAAGAUGAGACAGCACUGGCCCAACCCCUGUGCCACAUUCUUCUCCUCAGGUGUGAACUCGAAGUCGGCGCGAGUGCUGUUCCUCCUGGUGGUUCCAGGUCAUCUGUUGUUUCUUUUUGCCAUUAAUAUGCUCCAAGGAGGCCACACUGCCAUCACACCAGCAUUUAUCUGCUGCUACCUGAGUGCUGCUCUGCUUCAGGUCGGGAUCCUCAUUUAUACAGCAGACCUGAUUGUGCGUUUGAUGUGGAGAAAAGGUCUGGACCCAGAUAACUUCUCCAUCCCAUACCUGACUGCACUGGGAGACCUGUUGGGCACGGGUUUCCUGGCCUUGUGUUUCCGUCUGGUCAUGUUAGUGGAGUAGCUCGGUUUGUAAAAUGCUAGACCUCCUCUCCCCCCCUCCCACCUCCCAGUUCACAGGACCUUUGCCACCCAGCCUGGCUGCAAUGCUUUGGAGAUGCGAACUUGUCUGUGGGAAGCUAAAGACAGAAAAUGAGCCACAUUGUUUCUGUGCUUACAGGACAUGUUGAGUGGAAAUAUGAAAUACAUCGGCAGGUAUGGACUUAAUAUCUGACAGUCUGUAAUAUGAUUAUACUCUUGGUGUGUUGUCCUGUUGCCUCAGUGAUGCUGCUUUCAUAAACACUAGCCACCUGAUAACUGUAUAACUUUAGGUGCGCCACAAUUUUUUAUGUGCCAUGUAUAGAUUGAAUUUGAAGUUUACAAGAUUUAAGACCUUGAAGGAUUCUGGGAUGUUUGUUUUAGUCAAAUAUUGUUUUUGAGUGUUUGAUUUAGGAUCGAAAGUCUAAAAAUUUUAAAGGUCAUUCCUUUGCUGUUAUAGUAACUACAUACAAAAUCAUAAUUGCUGCUAGAUAUUUUUACAGGAUACUAUAUCUCAUAUACAGAGGGGGUGUAAUGUACCUUUCCUUUUCUAAUUUUUUGCACCUGAAAUAUUUUUUCUCAAAAUACUACACUUUGAAAAAAGACAAAAUCUUAUAUUUAUAUAGUGUUCCUGUAGCUCAAUUGGUAGAGCAGUGCCCGAUCAAGCGUAAGGUUGGGGGUUCGAUUCCCCGGGAACACAUGAUAGGUAAAAAUUGAUAGCCUGAAUGCAAUGUAAGUCGCUUUGUAUAAAAGCAUCUGCUAAAUGCAUUCAUUUAAAUUUAAUUUAUAUAAUGAAUGUAAUUGGUUUUUCACUUGAAUGAAUUGAUGACAAUGAUAUUGUUAAUGUGGCAAUUUUAUUCAACACAUUUGUAAUAUCUUUACUCUGAAUUAGAAUUAACCUUCUUUCAUGAUUUUUCUACAGUUUAAGUGUUGUGGUCCCUAAAACAUUAAAAAUAAUAAUAAUUACAUAUUUGAGUUAACUGUCGUACCACAGGCAGUUUGUUUUAUAAAAUGUUAUGUAACAAAAAAUGAAAGCACACGAAAUCACUGUUGGUUGAUGUAUUCCCUGGAAAAAACAAACAAAACAAAAACAUGGAAAACAAGAUAAUUUACCCUUCAAAGCAAGAUUCCAUAUUGUCUAGUGCACAUUGGCAUUCACAGUUUUGCAGCACAUGUAUGCACACAAGCUUUCAAAACAGGUGCAAACUGUUAGUUACAUCACAAAUGGCACUCGCUGUUGCCACACUCUCAAAAGCUCAGCUCAUACAGUCAGGCAUUCCCACACUCACAUCUCUCAUAUGAAUCAACCCAUUCAAACAACAUUCAUAACUUUACAUCAGAAUAAUGACAUUAUAAUAGGACAAAAGCACUGGCACUAACUUUCAAAUCAAGACAUGAUGUUCCUCUUCAAAUGAUUAUAUAUAUUGGUCAUUUAAAUGCAUUUUAAACCAAGACAUAUAGAUGAUUCUCUUUGUCCUUACAAAAACCUGAAAGAUUCCAGCUCAACACUGAAAUACAGCCUAACUAUCAAGACAGAAAAUAUUUUCCAACAAAACAUUUCCAGGAGCAAUUUUGGAAGGUUCGUUAUGCAGUGUGGCACACGAGGUACCCAUUGUGCACCAGGACAUGUCUGCCUGUCCGCCAGAUAUUAGUCAGAUGUGUCAUUCUAUCCCUUUCUCUAAAGAUGUCAUCAUGAUUUCAACCAUUAGUUAAGCAUUAGGAAACAGUUAAUUCAUCAUUUAUAAAGCAUUAAUAGACAUUUAUAAGCAGUUUA